AUGGAAUUGUAUGAAAAUAAAUCAUCAAAACAUAAUGAUAGCAUUACAUAUUGCUUAGAUAGUAUUUUCACUAAUGAUCAGGUGGAUUAUCGUUUAUACGGUAAUUUACCCAUUUCAACAUUUGGUAUUCUUAUUAAUCUAAUUAAUAUAAUUAUCUUUUCGCAUGCUGAUAUGCGACGAAGUUUGGUAAAUUUAUUUCUGCUUGCUAUUAGCAUUUCUGAUUUAUUAUUGCUUAUUUUCAAUUUUUUCUUCCUUCUAUUCCCAUUAAUUGCAUUAUUUUCCAAUUCUUUCAUAUUAUACGAUACUUAUCCUUUGAUACUCAGGUAUAGUUAUCCAUUAGCAAGGAUAGCACAAACAUGCGGUGUCUAUUUGACCUUAUCUGUAUCAGUACAUCGUUAUCUUGGUGUUUGCCAUCCAUUUCAAGCAAAACGAUGGAUUACAGGGAAACCUGUAAAAUAUGCUAUUUUUGGUUCUGUCAUAUUUUCAUUUGUAAUCAAUGCGACAACAUGGCUUGAACUUACUGUUGUUCAAUGUUACAGCAAUGAAUAUCAUCGAUUUUCAAGGCAUAUUCAAUUAACUGAAUUACAAAUGGAUUAUACAUAUGGAAUUGUUAUGAAAGUAAUUACUUAUACAUUGGUUAUGUUUAUUUUCCCAUUUCUUAUCCUAAUUAUUGUCAAUACACGAAUUAUUGUUGCUCUUAAACAUAGCACAAAUAUGAGAGCAUUAAAUGCUAGUGGUAAAUCACUUUUACCCAAAACAAUUACCAGCCCGAGAAAUAAUCAAAAUAAGAUGGCAAUAAUAUUAAAUUCAUCAUCAACAACAACAGGUUCACAAUUCUCUUCAACAAAUACCAAUAGUUUGCGCCCAAUUGUAACAAGAGCGCCUAAAUCAAUAUCGAAUUUACAAUCAGCAGCUCGUGACAGUUCGGUGACAAUGAUGCUUCUGGCAAUUGUUGCUAUGUUUCUUACCUGUAAUGGUUUAGCAUUUUGCAACAACAUUAUCGAAAUCUUAAUAUUUGUGGAUAAAAUUGAUAAUAGCGAAAAUGAGAGCGCAUUUGAGAAAAGUGUUGAAAUUGCGAAUAUUUUAGUCUCAUUGAAUUCAUCAACAUCAAUUUUCAUCUACCUCAUCUUCAGUUCAAAAUAUCGUACUAUUGUAAAGGAAUAUCUUGGCUUACAAAAUGUUGAUAAGGCUUAUAGUGGUACAUUAUCAGCAGCAACAAUUACAGUACGACAUACAUUUGAUUAUCCAUUCCUUAUGCAUGAUAGAAUAUCAUCUCGAGGAUAUUUAUCAAAAUCAACAAAAUCUCGUCUAUCUACCACAUUACGUUUUCCAAUUUCAUCAAAACACAUUUGA
Loa loa (African eye worm) is the source of this 1353-nucleotide messenger RNA. RefSeq lists its product as hypothetical. Bases 1 to 1353 code for a protein of 450 amino acids. The record is from RefSeq and is a predicted model, not a curated record. Gene Ontology annotation, cellular component: membrane. Gene Ontology annotation, molecular function: G protein-coupled receptor activity. The transcript has 8 exons. Lineage: Eukaryota; Metazoa; Nematoda; Chromadorea; Rhabditida; Onchocercidae. Gene Ontology annotation, biological process: G protein-coupled receptor signaling pathway.